Fusarium pseudograminearum CS3096 is the source of this 918-nucleotide messenger RNA. RefSeq lists its product as uncharacterized. The transcript has 3 exons. Gene Ontology annotation, cellular component: membrane; mitochondrion. Gene Ontology annotation, biological process: mitochondrion organization. The record is from RefSeq and is a predicted model, not a curated record. Bases 1 to 918 code for a protein of 305 amino acids. NCBI's taxonomy places the organism in Eukaryota, Fungi, Ascomycota, Sordariomycetes, Hypocreales, Nectriaceae.
AUGUCGAACAACAACUGGCAAGAGGAGGCCAUGCGCCGUCUCCGACAGAUGCAGCAGGCCCGUGGUGGUGGAGGAGGAGGCCCUCAGAUGCCCCGAGCAGCCGGUGGCGCCCUUGCUGGUGGUCUCUUGCUUGCCGGUGGUGCUCUGUUCCUGUCUAACUCGCUUUUCAACGUCGAUGGUGGUCAACGAGCCAUCAAGUACCAGAGGUUAACUGGUGUCAGCAAGGAAAUCUACAACGAAGGAACACACAUCAACAUUCCUUGGUUUGAAACUCCUAUUGUGUACGAUGUCCGAGCGAAGCCACGCAACGUUGCGUCCUUGACUGGCACCAAGGAUUUGCAGAUGGUCAACAUCACCUGCCGUGUGCUUUCCCGCCCUCAGAUCGAUGCCCUGCCCCAGAUCUACCGAACACUAGGCACCGACUACGAUGAGCGUGUGCUGCCCUCUAUUGUCAACGAGGUUCUCAAGAGCGUUGUUGCCCAGUUCAAUGCUAGUCAGCUCAUCACACAGCGAGAGAACGUCGCUAGACUGGUGCGAGAGAACCUUGCUCGACGAGCUGCCCGGUUCAACAUUCUUCUUGAUGAUGUCUCCUUAACUCACCUUGCCUUCUCUCCCGAAUUCACAGCCGCCGUUGAGGCCAAGCAGGUUGCCCAGCAAGAGGCCCAGCGAGCUGCCUUCGUUGUCGACAAGGCCAGGCAGGAGAAGCAGGCCAUGGUUGUCAAGGCACAGGGUGAGGCUCGCUCUGCCGAACUGAUUGGUGAGGCCAUCAAGAAGAACAAGGCCUACCUGGAGCUCAAGAAGAUCGAGAACGCUCGACUGAUCGCUGCUCAGCUUCAGGAGGCUGGCUCCAAGAACAGGCUGAUGCUUGAUUCCGAGGGCCUGGGUCUCAAUGUUUUCGACAAAAACGAUAAGAGCUAG